UAAUUUUUAGUACUGUCUUCUGAUAUACCAUGACAGAAUUUGCUCUCCUAAAAUUUGUAAGUGGGAGGUAGUCCAGGGUUAUGAAGGCAUCCAUAUAUCUACUUCUAUGAAUGCUGCAAGUUCUUAUCUACAGAUCAAGUCCUGUUUGUAGAACGGUUAGGGGCUCGUAUACGGCUUCCGUAGCUGGCUGUGGAUGUUAAGUGCUGUCAUGUAAAAACAAACAAAAAAAAUUUCCCACUUAUUGGAUUUGUUGUACAAAAUCUUGGUUACAUGGUGAAACAGUAAUAUAAAUAAAACGUAGAAUCUGCAACAUAGUGCUGUCUUUCUCACCACUAGUGUGGGUGCAUGCCAAUAAAUUUGUGAGGUUAUUUCUCAUAUUUUUACAGUUUUCCUUAGAAGGCCUUCUUUGCAGAAGGGCACUUACCACCCUUGAUUUUGCAGAUAUUGGAGAUUAGAAAGUACUCAUAAAUCCUCUUAAAACUGCCACUUCUGUGUACAAAUAUAUCUUCGGUUUUUUAGUUGGAUGUUUUUUUUAAAAUCUGAAAUUUGAAAGGUAGUUUUUCCUAAUGAGUGUCGUUGUCUUUUAAGGGAAAUUGUAUACUGUACAAUAUAAUGUAGUUCUUAAUUUUUGAAAACUUUUCUGUAACAGAGCUAGAUUAUCCUAACAACCUCAAGAGGAACUGUUUGAAAUUCAGCAGUAGUUAAUAAUACUUUAAAAAGUAUCCAGCUGCUAGCAGAUUUGCAAACUGCUGUAGUGAUGUUAUUUUAUCCAUGUGGGGUUUAUCCCAGGUGUUUAUCCUGUAAAUAUUUACUACUGUCUUAAAAUGGUAUCACUGUUCGUUAUGUCUUCACCUUGUCAGAUGCUUUUACAAAUAUAAAAUGUAUUUUGAAUAAUCUUUUCUGUAUUACUUUGACAAAGCAAUUUGAGAUAGAAAAGUUGUAUUUUGCAUCAUGGGAUAAGAAAGAAUGAGUGGUUAGUCUUUAAAUUGUCUAAAAGUCACUGUAAGCAAAGUUAAACUUCUGAUUACAAUUUGCACUUUUUAGGGUUUUUUUUCAUCUAGCUUAGAAAAAAAACCCAACUUAGUAUCUCUUUUAUUCUUCAAAGGAAAAUUGAAAGGUUUUAAAUACUGGUCUACUUGGCUUGCCUCUGAGGAAUUAUUCCAUAACUUCCCUUACCUUACUAAGGAAACAUUUGUAGGUGCCCAGAAUUCUCUGAGUAUGUCUGGGUGUGUUUUGUUUUAGAAUGUCACUUGUAUCAGUUGCCUUUGAGGAGUUAUCUUUUUGUAUUUCUGAUUAAUUUAAUGUAAUUUUACUUCAUUCUUUAGAUGCAUAUGUUAGCUGAUCAGUAACUACCAUGUUAGAAAUACAUUUGGGGAGAAAAAGUAAAAAGAAGUUUGUAAGUGUGAUAAAUUGCAAUACAGAUGUUUUGUAAGCAGAGGAACAAUUGACAGUAUUAAUUAAGCAAUUUGAAUUUGAGAGUAACCUGAAAAUUAUCUGUGAAGUAUAGUUUUAAAAUAAGAAUGCUUUUCAUGAUUAUAGUGUGACUCGCUGAAUUAGUAGUGUAAUGAAAACAAUGUAAAUUCCUGACUUUUUAAAUGUGUGUUGUCUAAAUGGCUUUUCCUUUGUGCUUUUAAUUUGUCUAAACUGGUUUUCUCAGCCUAAGGGAGCAUGCUGUGCUCUUCUGUAUGGAAUAGCCUAGUUUGAGGCUCCAUUCUAGCCUUUCCUUCCCUCAAAUCAACUCGGAACAAAACAGAGAAGACUUUGUAAAUCAUUACUCAGCAAUUUAGUUAGAAAAUUCAUGGCCACCUGCCUUGGUGUCUUCAAGUGUCUUCAGCUCUAAAGAUGGGGUUUUGGGUAAGGUUUUUCUGGUUUUCAUUAAGCAGCUCUGUUGAGGGGGGGAAAAAGAGAAGCUGUCUUCAAGUAACCAUGCAAAUUGCAUGUAAACAUUCCUCUCCAGGACCAUAAACCCACUGCAAUCAAGCGGGAGACAUUUCUGUAUCAGUAUCUUGAUAUCAUGAAUAUGUUUGUGUGUCCUUGUGCUUGCAGGCAAAGCGAAACUUUGGUUCCUUUUCACUACUUACUUUUCUUGAGCUCUGUUAUGCCUAUUUGUUGCUUUUUGGUUUUUGUGUUGGGUUUUUUUGUGGUUUUGGUUUUUUUUUCCCUGCAGUAGCAACCUUUUGUUGUGUAAAUGGAGGUUAGCAUAAUCAGUAGUGUGGUUAGAUAAUCACAGUAUUGAUAGCACUUCCUUGCACUUACUUUUUUUUUUCUUUUUACAUUUUCUCUUUUGCUUCCAGAAUGAUGUGUGGUGCUGCCACUAUAAUCAUCUUAAAUCAGCAGACAUUAGAAAUUGCCUGUCAAAUAAUGUGUUUAUGCUUUAUGGUGACACUCGCAGUUCAUACCUCAUUUGUAGUUGAAACGUGGACAAACUUGUGAUAGAUCUGGAACAGAGCCGUGACCUUAGCAGUACAAUUGUACACAUUGACAUGGAUGCCUUCUAUGCAGCCGUCGAAAUGAGAGACAAUCCAGAGCUGAAGGAAAAGCCUAUAGCAGUGGGAUCAAUGAGCAUGUUGUCUACCUCAAAUUACCACGCUAGAAGAUUUGGUGUACGUGCAGCCAUGCCGGGAUUUAUUGCUAAAAAGCUAUGUCCACAUCUAACUAUAGUACCAUUAAACUUCGAAAAAUAUGGCAAAGUGAGUAAAGAGGUUAGAGAAAUACUGACCGAAUAUGAUCCCAAUUUUAUGCCUAUGGGCCUAGAUGAAGCCUACCUGAACAUAACAGAGCACUUGGAGGAAAGACUAAACUGGCCUGAAGAUAAGAGAAGAUUCUUUCUUAACACAGAAAGCACUACAGAAAGAAAUAAAGAUGAUAUGUCUGCCAAAUUGAAUGAAGAUGGAUACUCUUCUUCACCGGUGCUGUUUGAAGACAGCACACCUCUGAUGGAUGACCACCCUGAACACAGACACCAAUCAGUGGGAAAACUGGUUGUCUUCGGAACUUCUGCAGAGGAAGUUGUGAAAGAAAUGCGCUUCAGGAUUGAGCAGAAAACUCAACUGACUGCUAGUGCAGGAAUAGCACCGAAUACAAUGUUAGCAAAAAUGUGCAGUGAUUGUAAUAAACCUAAUGGGCAAUGCAGAAUUGCUCCUGACAGACAAGCAGUGCUAGACUUCAUAAAAGAUUUGCCCAUCAGAAAGGUGCCAGGUAUAGGAAAAGUAACAGAAAAGAUGUUGAAAGCCCUUGGAAUUGUGACUUGCUCAGAACUUUACCAGCAGAGGGCGCUGCUUUCUCUUCUUUUUUCAGAAGCAUCCUGGCGUCAUUUCUUGGAUAUUUCCCUUGGUCUGGGUUCAACACAUUUGGAAAAGGAUGGAGAAAGAAAAAGUAUGAGCACUGAAAGAACAUUCAGUGAACUAAACACAGCAGAAGACCAGUAUAGCUUGUGUCGAGAACUCUGCAGAGACCUUGCUCAGGAUCUACAGAAAGAGGGACUUAAGGGUAAAACUGUUACCUUGAAGCUAAAGAAUGUGAACUUCGAAGUAAAAACGAGAGCUUCAACUGUGCUGUCAUCUGUUUCUACUGAGGAGGAAAUAUUUGCCGUUGCUAAAGAAUUGUUAGGAACAGAAAUUGAUAGUGUUGCUCCUCAUCCUUUACGGAUAAGACUUAUGGGUGUACGAGUAUCAGGAUUUCUAAGUGAAGAAGAGAAGAAGUACAAGCAAAAAAGCAUUAUGAGUUUCCUAAAAUCAGGAAAAGAAGUUGGUUUUCAUAGGCUUCAGCCAGGGAAUUCCAGCCAAGACUAUUUCACAAAAAAUUCAGAAGCAACUCCCAGAGGGAGUUUUUUUGAUAAAAAGCGAGCUGCGAGGCAACUAAACAGUGAGAAUCUUUCUCCAAAUGCAACUGUAGGUAAGCAGCUCUUUCAUGAUAGAAAAUCAUCAGCAAAUUUUGUGGAAGAAACAAAGAAAGUCCCAGAUAUAGAAAAUUCUGAUGUGUCUAAGAUCUUCACCUGCCCUGUUUGCUUUGAGGAGCAAAGUAGCGAUAAUUUGGAAGAGCUUAAUAGGCAUAUUGAUGAGUGCCUCAAUGGGACUGUUGUUAAAGAUACUGUGGAAAUGUCCAAGAUUGACAAUUCAAGCAAAAAUACACUUAGCUUUCUUACACAAUUUAAAAACGAAAAUGUUGAUGAAUGUGAAAAAAAUAAAACAGAUCAGUUAGCAGAAACAGACCGGUCUGCGAGUACAUCUGACAACUCUACUAGCAAUAGCACAGAAAAAUUCACUCGGGUAAUAUCUGAUAAACUUCAAAGAGAGAGACAGCCUAGCAGUCUCAGUGAUAUUGCUAGAAGUGUGUGUAUGAAACAGUGUCUCUUCCCCAAAAGAAUUUCACAAGAUGAUGAAGACCAUUUUGAAAAGACUGAACAUACAGAAGAAACUAGCUCGCCCUGUUUCUUCGGAGCCAAAGAAAACAGUGUUCUUGUUUGUCCAGUCUGUAAUUCAGAACAAAAAACUACCAGUCUUGUGUCAUUUAACAGACAUGUUGAUGUCUGCUUGAACAAAGGCCUUAUCCAGGAGCUGACAGAAAAAAAAGAUAUUCCUACUAAGACUUAUAACAUCGAAAACUCAAACAGAGUUGGAGGCUUAAGCAGAGGACAGCAAUGCACAAAUCCAUCACACGGAAUAAAAAGGUCUGGACUAACAACUUCACAGUCAGUAUCAAAAAAGGCCAAGUCGAGCAAUUCCACACAUACAAUUGAAAUGUUUUUUAAAUGACUGUGUAGCAACAUAUUCUAUAUGAAGUAUUUCAUAGUGUUUUAUGACUGCAAAUUAAUUUAAUGUUGGUGAUAGGCUGGAUUCAGGUGCCUGUCACUUUGGAGCCAUGGUUUGCCUGUGUAAAAAGAACAUGAUGUUUGAGGUAGAAGAAGAGGUACAACUGAGGUGAUUCUUUUUUUUUUUUUUUGAGUAAUACUUUUUUUCCCAGUUAUUUCUGAGAGUCAAAAUUUAGCAAAUUUUAGCACUUUGACUUUGUUUAUAUUGAACAUGUGGAACUUUACUGGAGUCACCAGCAGACUCAUUAAUUUUCUCUGCUGUUCAGCAAACAGAAGAGGGAGAUUAGAGCAAGCGGAAUCAUUGGCUAGGGUGCCACGCUGUGCUUACUGAAGACCCUCAUCCACACUGACCUGCUGUCAUCUUUGUUGAUUAUAUUGGCCGAGGUAACCAUAGUACCUCAGGCUGACAGUUCCUUGGACAGUUCAACACCAAAUUUAAUUGUGGUAUUAGUUGUGUGAUAAUGAAGAAGAGCUGAGUUGCUCAGUUUCAGCUUACGAAUGUCUGUCUUCUCAGCCACAAAUUGAUCGGUCUCACAGUUUCAGAGGAAAAGAACAAGAAUUUAGAGCACAGUCAAGCUUUCAUUGUCACUGAAAAUGGCUUCAGUGAGAGUUGAUGGACCAGCCCUGAAGGACUCAUUUUGACGAGAUACAGGAUGACUUCACUGAUUUUAAAAAACAUUGAUCUGUUGAUGAGAGAAGGAUUCCUCUAGGCUGGUCAGGCAAAUGCUAUUUGAUCCUUGGCCUUUCCAAACAGACUGAGAACUUCAACUUUCUUCGCAAUUGUGAAAUUGUUACUGGUCAGUAGCACUAAAUUUACUCUAAAUAAAAGGUCAUGGUGCAAUAAUAAUAGGAAAGAUGUGCAAAUUUGCAAGAUGCUGAACCUUCUUAUGGUUUACCGUUCUCAUUAAAAUUAUUUUGUAUUUCUGAAUAUAUUUUAUUAGUGUAUAUGCAGAAGAAGGAAGUCGUAAAGUGGAAAUAUUGAAAAUAAUCUGUUUAGAUUCUUCUGUUCACACCAAAUUGCUUAAAUGUAGACAUAAUUAAAUAUUUAUCAGGCAAAUAAUUUAUGAUAGCGGCAUAUUUCUUAAGUUAUACAAACAAUGUCAAAUGCUGUAUGAAAUAUAAACUGCUUUUUAACUGCAAAAUCUUUAAAAGAAAUGGCUACGAUAGAAACAUCUGCUUUGUUGUUUAACUGUAUUGGAAGUAUUGUGGGUUUGCUUGGUUUUUAAACAAACAAAUGCAUACCUGGUAUGUUUUAGAUGCCCAGGCUAAGUCCAGAACAUGCUUGUUUCCAGACUUGCCAGAAUGAUUUCACUGUCUCUACCUGCUCAUCUGUGUGUUUGCUAGAUGCCACUGUACCCACAGCUCUGUCAAUUGAAUUCAUGUCAGUGCUCCCUUACCUGUUUUGGACCAACUCAGCUGGACCAGUUCAGACUAUGUAAACUGACUGGGUUGACUUUGUGUAAACCAGUUCAGUGACCAUUCAGCGUGAGCUGUUCUGUUGACGGAGGUGGGAGCUGGAAACUUUUGGUAGGAAAGACAUAAAAGCAACUGAGGGAACAGUGGCGUAAGAUACCACUGCUGUUUAGAAAGUGAACACCUGUCCCUUCAUUAGCUUGUAUCUCUGAUUCAAUAAACUGUAGAAUUAAGUAUUA
This is a messenger RNA of Phalacrocorax carbo (great cormorant), 6462 nucleotides long. NCBI's taxonomy places the organism in Eukaryota, Metazoa, Chordata, Aves, Suliformes, Phalacrocoracidae. The record is from RefSeq and is a predicted model, not a curated record.